Xenopus tropicalis (tropical clawed frog) is the source of this 2852-nucleotide messenger RNA. RefSeq lists its product as uncharacterized. The annotation marks the transcript as partial. The transcript has a single exon. Gene Ontology annotation, biological process: DNA recombination; RNA-templated DNA biosynthetic process; DNA biosynthetic process. Lineage: Eukaryota; Metazoa; Chordata; Amphibia; Anura; Pipidae. The record is from RefSeq and is a predicted model, not a curated record. Gene Ontology annotation, molecular function: nucleotidyltransferase activity; endonuclease activity; RNA-directed DNA polymerase activity.
AAGGGCAACAGGCCCACCCUUUUGGGCAGAAAUUGGUUGAAGCACCUAAAGCUGAAUUGGGCUAAAAUAUUUACUAUCAAACAAACUGAAGCUGCCUUUCACAAAAAUCUGGAACAGAUCCUGAGUAAACAUGACUCCCUCUUUAAGGAAGAAUUUGGCAGUAUUAAGGGGCUAAAGGCAACUAUCACUGUAAAUUCAGAUGCAAAGCCCAUUUUUCAUAAGCCACGUCCCUUGCCAUAUGCUCUUAAAGAACCUGUGGAGAAAGAACUAGAAAGAAUGGAACAUUAUGGUAUUGUGUCACCUGUCAAAUACAGCAGCUGGGCUGCCCCAAUUGUAGUGGUCCCCAAAAAGGACAAAACUAUUAGACUUUGUGGUGACUACAAGGUCACUGUCAAUCGCUGUAUUGAACCAGAACCCUACCCACUACCAAAUGUAGAGGACUUGUUUGCUACACUUGCUGGAGGUAAAUACUUUAGCAAAAUUGAUUUAUCUAAUGCCUAUCAACAGCUAGAGCUGGAUCCGGAUUCAAAGCCAUUUCUUACCAUCAACACACACAAGGGGUUGUUCCAAUACCAGCGCUUACCAUUUGGAGUAUCUACAGCUCCAGCAAUCUUUCAGCAUGCAAUGGAUCAGAUUCUUCAAGGAAUUGAUCAUGUGGUCUGUUUUCUGGAUGACAUUUUAAUUACAGGUUCAACUGUUGAAAAGCACUUGGCACUGUUAGACAAGGUGUUAUCAAAAUUAAAAGCAUCUGGGGUGCGAGUAAAAUUGUCCAAGUGUCACUUCCUCCAGGAGUCUGUAGAAUACUUAGGAUACCGUAUAGAUGCACAAGGUCUUCACCCAACAGAAACAAAGUUAACUGCUAUUGUUAAUGCACCUUCACCUUCAAAUGUGUCUGAACUACGCUCCUUCUUAGGACUGCUAAAUUACUAUGGACGGUUCCUUCCAAAUCUGUCAACAUUAUUGCAACCCUUACAUGAACUUUUGCAGAAAGAUACCAAGUGGGCUUGGUCAGCCGAGUGUGAAAAAGCAUUUCAGGAUGCAAAGCAAAGACUAACCAACAGCAAGUGGCUAGCACACUAUGACCCUAGUAAGCCACUCAGAUUAGCAUGUGAUGCCUCACCCUACGGAGUUGGAGCAGUUAUAUCACAUAUACUGCCUAAUGGAGAAGAACAUCCAAUUGCUUUUGCGUCUAGAACCCUAACACAAACAGAGCGCAACUAUGCUCAAAUAGAGCGGGAGGCACUAAGUAUUAUUUUUGGAGUAAAAAAAUUUCAUAAAUAUCUUUAUGGAAGGAAGUUUUCACUGGUCACUGAUCACAAACCACUUCUGGCCAUUCUUGGGCCAAAAUCAGCAAUUCCAACAUUGGCAGCACUUCGAAUGCAACGGUGGGCACUACUCCUAUUGGCAUAUGACUAUGAUAUUAUAUAUAGACGUUCUCAGGAUCAUGGGAAUGCAGAUGCUCUAUCACGGCUUCCGUGCCCAUAUACAACAGAUGUCCAUGACGAAAGUGUCAUUUUUCAAGUUUCAUUUGCAGAGGAACUACCUAUUUCUUGCAAAGAUAUUGCAGCUGCAACAAGUCGUGAUCCUCUUCUGGCAAAGGUGUGGGACUUUACUUCCAAAGGCUGGCCGAACUACAACUCUGACAAAAUCCUUAAGCCAUAUUUUGAAAAGAGAGAUGAGCUUUCCAUAGAUCAAGGUUGUUUACUGUGGGGGAUACGGGUUGUCAUUCCCCCAAAAUAUCGUCAGAGGCUCUUGCAUGAACUUCACGAAGGCCAUCCAGGUGUAAACAGAAUGAAAGCACGAGCUCGUGGUUACCUGUGGUGGCCAGGCCUGGAUCAAGAUAUAGGAAUUUUUGUAAGUCAGUGUACUGCUUGUGCUUCUGUACAAAAUCAGCCACCCACUGCACCCCUUCACCCAUGGACAUGGGCCACAUCGCCGUGGGAAAGGAUCCAUAUUGACUAUGCUGAAAUAAACCAGCAAACAUUUCUUGUGGUUAUCGACAGCUAUUCCAAGUGGUUGGAGGUGUUACCCACUAAAACGAGUACAAGCGAGAAAACGAUUACCUUGCUGCGUAAUUUGUUUGCAUCCUAUGGUCUGCCAAAGGAAUUGGUUUCGGAUAAUGGACCUCAGUUCACAUCUCAGGAAUUCCAGUACUUCUUGCAACAAAAUGGUAUCAGGCACAAAUUGACCCCACCUUAUCACCCAGCUUCAAAUGGUGCUGCUGAACGGGCUGUUCAGACAUUUAAAAAAGCUUGGAUGAAACACUCAGUAGCCAGUGAGUCCGCUCGCACUACAGGAGAGUUGAGACUUUGUCGAUUUCUGUUUAAUUAUAGGAAUACUCCACAUUCAGUCACUGAAAGUACCCCAGCGGAACUGUUUUUAAAGAGGCACCUCCGAAGCAGGUUGGAUUUGCUUAAACCCUCUUUAGCUGAUACAGUGGAGAAACAUCAGAAGCAACAAGUCAGAGCACAUAAUAGCUCCAGACAAAGAAACAAAGACUUUUACCCAGGUGAUAAGGUUUUGGUUCGAGACUUCCGCCACUCAGGGCGCCUUUGGUCUCCAGGGACCAUUUACCAUAGAAGGGGUCCCCUGACGUACGAGGUUCAAAUUGGUAACCGUCACAUUCAUGUCCAUGUGGAGCAUCUGGUUCCAGAUAAGAGUGUGUCACCCGUACCUCCUUCAUUUUCUACCAUUGACUUUCAAGUACCUGUAGUGCCCUCACAGGAAUUACCAGAUGCCAACAAUCCAUCUAAUCCAACCAGUGCUACAGCCUCUGAGGGUGAACGGAGGUAUCCGAUACGAGCACGCAAGCCUCCUGACAGACUGGACUUAUAAUGCCACUAUGUUAUGGU